Molecule: messenger RNA, 1631 nt
Organism: Alligator mississippiensis (American alligator)
Lineage: Eukaryota; Metazoa; Chordata; Crocodylia; Alligatoridae
Product: cathepsin G-like
Exons: 5
Coding region: 6-782 (258 amino acids)
Biological process (GO): proteolysis
Cellular component (GO): cytoplasm; intracellular membrane-bounded organelle
Molecular function (GO): serine-type endopeptidase activity
Source: RefSeq, a predicted model, not a curated record
CUCUAAUGAUGCUGAUGUUGCUCCUGUUCGUGCUCCCCACAGCUCUUCUGCUCCGUGGGGCUGGGGCAGAUGAGAUCAUUGGGGGACGGGAAGCUAAGAAGUACUCCCGUCCUUACAUGGCCUACACAAUCACCAAAACAUCUGAGAAUGAAGAACUGGCAUGUGGAGGGUUCCUGAUCCAGGAAGAUGUGGUGGUGACAGCGGCUCACUGUAACACCGAGCCCUGGCAUCUGAGCAAAAUGUCUGUUAUUCUGGGAGCGCACAACAUUCGGAAGCCAGAACCAAACUCUCAGUGGAUCAAGGUGAGGCGCUGGAUCCCCCACCCUAAAUACAACAGGACGACCUCUCACUAUGACAUCAUGCUUCUGCAGCUGAAACACAAAGCCAGGCUGAAUAAGCAAGUGCAAACCAUCCCUCUGCCUGCUUGGAAGAAAAAUGUGAAACCAGGAACCAUGUGCUCCGUGGCUGGCUGGGGCAGAAUACACCUGUGGAGUAACAAGACAUCUGAUGUAUUGCUGGAGGUGGACCUGAUGGUCCAGGAAGAUUGCAUCUGCAAACAGACUUUCUCUGAUUAUUCUCGUAAGGUUCAGAUGUGUGUAGGAGAUUCCUCUGGAAAGAAAUCAACAUUCAAAGGUGAUUCUGGGGGUCCUCUGGUGUGCAAUGGGACAGCCUAUGGCAUUGUCUCCUAUGGACCACGUGGAAAAACCUUCCCUGAAGUAUUUGCAAAAGUCUCCAGUUUCAUUCCCUGGAUCAAGGAAGAGCUUAAAAAGCUGCAUUCUUAGGGACCACCUGUCUCCUCUUCGUCUGCCACCAUCACAUGAUAUAGUCAUCGCCUUGCACCUCUGCAGUUGAACUGAACCAAGCUGGAGUGCAAAAUCAAACAGCAUCCCAGAAAGCUAAAAAAAAUAAAAAAUAAAAAAGUAGUUGAUUUAGAAAGGAAACAAACAGAAUCCCCCCCCCCCCCCAAAAAAAAAAAAACAAAACUUGGAAAUGCAGCAUAAGUUUCUACGGAAGUAAAAUAUUUUUUUCUAACUGAAAUGGUAUUACAUGUUGAUAUGAAAGAAGGGUCAAUCAAAUUGGUUGCCAACAAACACUUCAAAAAUUGAAGGUAAGCAAAGUGAAAGAAAUGAAAAACCAUUUUUGUACAAAGCUAAUUGAUUUUGUCAAACAUCAAUUUCAAUUUGAUACCAAACGAUAGUUCACUCAAAGCUGAGGAAAGUUCAAAUGCUUAGAAAUUAAAGCAAAUUUAAUAUUGCAAUAAAAAUGAACUGAAAUUUCAACUCAAAAUAAAUAAAAAUGAGAUUUAUUAGAAUCUGAAACUUUAAGAUAUUGAAAUCAAAAUGAAUGAGCUCCAAAGAUCAUCACGACUGCACCACAAUGAGGUAUCAGGAAUAAAGAUUUUCCAAGGGGGAUGAAAAACCAGAGGAAAGGAUGCCAGGAUAAGACAUGUGCUUGCUUGUGUGCCAGGAAAUUAGCCACUAAUGUGGUAGAGCCAGAUUGCCUCAAUUCAAGUCCUUGCUUGCUCUUUUCCCUCUGCAACCUUUCCUUUCCCCCUUCUCCUAAUUCACUACCGGGCAGAUUCACUCGCUGCUGCUGUCACUGCAAAGAAUAAAAACAGCAUUAAAAAAGUU